GCUGAAAAUCAUUUUACUAAGAUGCAAUUAUUGUGGUUCUCAGUCACCGUGGGAGCAGUGGCAGCAGCAUCCUGGUGCUAUGGCUUUACGAUACCGUUGUUGCAUUUCUUGAUGUACUUGACGUUUAUUGUGGGAGGAGUUAUUUACUCAGCAGAAUGGGCCCUUCUAAGAGGGGAUUUCUGCCGAGCACCCAAAAUUAAGCAUGACUACAACAUCGCCAGCAAGGUGCUGGAGAGUAUAAUGAAGAGAAAAGACGUGAAGCCUCGGGUCUCAAGAAAAACCAUUAUUUCCAGAAGUUUGGAUAACUCACUGCAGGAGGUUUUGGAGUACAUAUGGAGAGACUUUAUCUUCAAGUGGUACACGGAACUCAGUAAAGACCAGCAAACUCUUAUGGAUUCAGCUAUUGGAGAAAUGUGGCAGUUGAUAGAUAACAUCAGUUGUCGUUUGGCUGGGAUAGAUGUAGUCACUUUUGUAACACAAGAUGUUAUGGAUAUACUUCAUGAUCACUUCAGGAACAUACGCCUUGCCCAACAAAGGGAUGAAGAAAGUAGUGAGAUAAGUAGCUUCCAACUUCAUCCUUGGCUUCGGGAUGAAGAGAGCGAAGAAGAAUGCCUUCGCCAAAUUUGUGAAGCAGCCCUUCUGUUGUUACUGCCUUCUUCAUACUCUAGGUCAGACCACCUUCGACAUCUACUUCGUGAAGUUAUCACCACCUCAGUACUCAAGGUGACUGUGGAUAUGUUGUGUGAUCCGGACUAUAUCAAUGAGAAAAUCUUGGGGUAUAUCACUCACCAGGAGAAGCUUAUGGCUGACACCAAGCGUACAUACACUUAUGCUCCUUCAUAUGAGGACUUUGUGAAGAUGAUCAAUGAUUCUGAUAGCACUGAAGAGCUGCAGCAGAUGAGGUAUAAAAUCAUAUCAGAAAUUAUGCAGGCCACAACCAUAAAUAAUUUGAAGAAGGCACAGGGAAUUAAUGCAGAUCGAGAGAGCUCGCCAAAAAAUACAGCAAAAGGAGAACUACUGAAGGCUCGAAACUUGAAACGUUAUAUCAAUCAGCUAACAGUAGCCAAACAGCUGGCUGAGAAAAGGAUACAGAUGCUGGGCAGAAGAGGAAGUGAGUCACUGUCACCUGAUGUGGUCACCAAGGACAUUACUCUGCCUGGGCAAAAGGUCUUAUCCUUUCAUGUUAUCAUGGAGAAACCAAAAGCUAGAGAAUAUUUCCUUCAUUUUCUUGAAAAAGAUGGCAGCGACAUUUUGUUAAGAUUUUGGAAUGAUGUUGAAGCUUUCCAGUCAGCCAGUAAGGAGCUGCAGUACCACCUAGCUAAUGAAGUGUUCCAGCAGUAUCUGACCACUAACCCCAGUAGCCUUCCACUGAACAAGGCCACGCUUAAGGGCAUAGAGAAAUUUCUGCGAGGUGAUGGGGGACCAGAAGCAUUUCAUGAUGCCCAGCAGCAAGUGAGCACUGUGUUGGAGCAGCAGCACUACCACACAUUUCUUGUUAGUGAUGUAUAUCAUCAGUACAUCUCUCUUGAUGAAGAUGAGGAGGAAGAUCUCGACAAUCUGUCAGUUGUGUCCAGCGAGUUGUUUUUAGAUUCACCACACGACAAAACAGAUGUUAGUGAUGAUGAAGAAAUGCUUGCUGAUCAGUCUUACCAUGCUCGACAACUUUUGCGCCAGCUGGAUGCGAAAAUAACCAACAAGCUUCAAGCUUUGCAAGCUCUCCUGAAGUCACAGAAGCUAGAUAGAGACAAGGUAAAAAAGAUGGGUGAUGACAUGGAAGAAGAACUAAAAGUCAUGCGGACAGAACGUCGGGCACUUGAAGUGCACAUUGAGCGCACUAAGACAUGGACUGAGAAUGUAGGCAACUGGCAGGUGGUCAUUGUUGAUGGCACAGUGGAAGUGGAGGAUGACCGUAGAGUACCACACUUUGCAGUGUUGGUCAGACUGAAGUGCCGGGAAGAGAGAGGACAAGACGAAGGUCAGGCAGGUGAAAGAGAGAACACCAGUGGCACUUCACCGCCAAGUGACCGAUUUGGGCUUGGUAAAGUGGACUCUGCUCAUGGAUGGGCAGUGUCACGAACACUGGAUGACAUUUUUGCAUUGCACGAGAAACUUGUGCAGAUUGCCCCAUGGCUACAGAAGAAGGACCUGCCCUCACAGGGGAAAGGUUUGUUCAGGUCAUUGGAUGCAGCAUACAUGGAAAAGGCUAAGACAGCAUUAAAUGACUAUUUUUCAGCAGUGAUGCAAGAUGAUCGUCUGAUUCACAGUGAAGUGCUGUAUUCCUUCUUGGCACCAUCUCCUGAAUUUCUGCACCAGCCUUUCCUCAUGCGGCGCAAUAAGACAUCAAUGUCCCUUCUAAAGCGCACCUUACGAGGUGAUGUCCAGGAUGACGAUGAUUUCCUGUUUGGUGAUGAGAGUGCAAGAGAUGAAAGAGCCCAUGAUUCUAUUGCCAAGCCUUUGUACCGUCUGCUGGGAGAAGUGUUUGAGCUUCAUGGCAUGUUUAGAUGGCUGCGUCGGAGUUUCAUGACCUUCGUGGAACUAACUUUUGGAAGCAACAUCAACAGACAGCUUCGAGAGAUGGUGAAGUGGACGUACUCGGAGCCAAUGCUUUUAUUUUACAUUCGCACUUUUAAGGAUUCAAUGUGGCCAGGUGGAGUUCUAGCUGAGUCACUUCCUCCAAAGACUGAGGCCCAAAAAUUUGAAACACGAAUGGCUGCUAAAAACAAACUGCUGCAAAAUAUUCCUGAUGCUCUUAGGAACCUUGUUGGCGAGGAUAACGGGCGACGAGGUACUGUAAAAGUGUUUGAAGUCCUGCAGAACAAGGCUCUUAAUAAACAUCUGUUCUAUAAUUUGUUGGAGAUAUUUAUGCUGGAGCUUUGUGCUGAACUAAAGACUGUCCAUAAAUCACUGGUUGAAUCACUUCAGCUUCAGUCAGUUCCUCAACCAACAAACUGAAUAGUGAAGAAUAUAAACUAUGUCAGAACAAGAUGUACAAAAGUGAAAAACUAGGAUUGCUGGAUCCUGUAUGGUGCCUCCCAGUUUUGGAAAUCAUGGUUCAGACUUCAUGAUAUCUUUUAACAAAUGUAUAUGGUGAUAAUAUCCGCUGCAGUAAGAGAUGGAAACGAUCUGCCAACAGUUUCCUUAGAAGUUUUGGAGUAUUCAUUCAUUGAUAAGAAAACUUCAACACACUGACAUCAAAUGAAGGUCAUCAAGAUGUCUGUGUGACAUACACUGACCCUUUCUGAAAUAUUCUAGUACAUAAAAGAAAAUUCUGCAUUCAUAUAACAAUUUUUAGGAUAAAUUUAAAAUGUAUUCACAUAAAUGUUGUUGUGGUAUAAUUUGUUAAAAUUGUUCCUGUUACACACCAGUAUGUGCAAUAUUUGUCUAACAUGAAAUGUGCUUUGCAAUUAUUUUCUAAAUGUCAUACAUUUGUUUCACUUGUGAUUGUUGUGUAC
Pomacea canaliculata is the source of this 3452-nucleotide messenger RNA. Its product is annotated as sorting nexin-25-like. Gene Ontology annotation, cellular component: intracellular membrane-bounded organelle. Lineage: Eukaryota; Metazoa; Mollusca; Gastropoda; Architaenioglossa; Ampullariidae. The record is from RefSeq and is a predicted model, not a curated record. Bases 22 to 2952 code for a protein of 976 amino acids. The transcript has 22 exons. Gene Ontology annotation, molecular function: phosphatidylinositol binding.